Molecule: messenger RNA, 602 nt
Organism: Dromiciops gliroides (monito del monte)
Lineage: Eukaryota; Metazoa; Chordata; Mammalia; Microbiotheria; Microbiotheriidae
Product: SOSS complex subunit C-like
Biological process (GO): DNA repair
Cellular component (GO): nucleoplasm; nucleus; SOSS complex
Source: RefSeq, a predicted model, not a curated record
CUGUAUCACUCUAAAUCUAACUGCCAUAAUUGCUAUCGAAGAUAAUUAAACAACGAAUAGGAGCAUGGCAACAAAUCCUCCUGGACAAGGUUUUCAAAAUAAGAAUCGAGUAGCAAUCCUGGCAGAACUAGACAAGGAGAAAAGGAAAUUACUUAUGCAAAACCAAUCUUCCACAAAUCAUCCUGGAGCCAGCAUUGCCCUCUCCAGGCCCCCCCUUAAUAAGGAUUUUCGUGAUCAUGCUGAACAACAGCACAUUGCAGCGCAGCAGAAGGCUGUCUUACAGCAUGCUCAUGCACAUUCUUCGGGAUAUUUCAUAACUCAGGACUCUGCAUUUGGAAAUCUCAUUCUUCCCGUUUUGCCUCGGCUGGACCCAGAAUGAAGGAAACAUUUGCUGGGAAAAAUAACUUUGUAAAAUGAACUGCCAAAGUUACUAUCAUUCUGAUUCACUCUGUGCUAAGAAAUGACUCACAUUUUUUUGUGUGAGAUUUUGUAUCUCAUGCCUUGUUACAAGAAAGGCACUUUACAUCUAUGCAGGUGAAAUGUACAUAAAUGGUGCAUGUUAUACACGGUCUGUAACCAUUCUGUAAUGCACUUCAUUUAUU